Cydia pomonella (codling moth) is the source of this 4131-nucleotide messenger RNA. RefSeq names its product homeobox protein unc-4-like (gene OdsH). The record is from RefSeq and is a predicted model, not a curated record. Gene Ontology annotation, molecular function: DNA-binding transcription factor activity, RNA polymerase II-specific; sequence-specific double-stranded DNA binding. The coding region runs from base 1091 to 2122 and encodes 343 amino acids. The transcript has 4 exons. NCBI's taxonomy places the organism in Eukaryota, Metazoa, Arthropoda, Insecta, Lepidoptera, Tortricidae. Gene Ontology annotation, biological process: regulation of DNA-templated transcription.
CGAGGGGGCGUGGUUUUAACGCAGUCGGCGCGCGAUCCCUGAUAGAGCUGUCACGUCUCGUUCCACCGUCUUGACAUAUUUAUUAUUAUUUAUGUCAAUUAGGUUAUUACUUUUUUGUUUAAUGGAAUAAGGUAUUGGUUGUGAAAUUGAUUGCCUUUCAGUCGCUUAUGAUUCAUCAAUGUCAGGAAUAUAAUCUUGUACGUGUUAAUUUUGUAUGAUUGAUUGUUCGUGGGUCAUUAGGGAGGGGGGUAAUCUAGUUUUACGUAAGGCUAUUGUGGGCGCCGUCACCUGUCAUGUCAUGAGAAGACGACCACAAUCGGACCGUUAGCUGCGCCUCAUAAGUCAAUGUCAUUGUAAUAGGAUGAUCACUAUCUAACAUAGUUUAUAACUUUCUUAACGUCAUGUUAAUUGCAGAAAAAAACUAUAGGUAUAAGUAUAGUUCGUAAAUGUUCUUAAAUAUACAUUAAAAUACACAAACCGCGUUCACGAAGCACAAAGCAUAUUAUUGUGAACAAUUUCAAAACACCUAUUGCUGUCACCGUUUCUAAACAUUCAAACAGUAUCAAAAAAUCCUAAACGCAUUUUACCUCAAAACACAUAUAACCUUUUAUCACCCAGUACAUAUUCACAGUUUGCGGUGAACAUCCCGCUCGCAAGAUUCUUAUUUUCUAUAAGUAUUUAUGGUUCUAUAUGUCUGGAGCGCGCCAUGCGGCUAAAAAAGAUUAUGACAUCCCUCGCGAAGCGACAGCCCUAUAAAUCCUACUUACAUGCCGCAUCUAACCAAAAAUACACCUUAAAUAAAAUACAGUAGAGUUGGGUUUGAUUCCUCGCUUAGGAUAGAUACGUCGUCACAAAUUCAAUGAUGCUCAGCUUAAUUUAUAGCCCGCUAUUCAAUAUCGAUCUGUAACUCCCGAGCGUAUGGUUUAUUAUCGUUUAGCAGCAAAGUCUAUCCUACUCGAAUAAAUCUAUAAUAUGAAGGCGGGAGCGUGGUGGGGUUAGCGCCGCCCAGCGUUCGCCAUGGCAGUGAGGUGCGAGCCGGCGCCGAAGGACCAUGUCUGCGUGUAGUGUUGUGUUUGUCCGUGUGUGAACGAUGGUGUUAGAAGGCGGGCUGCCGGCGCCGCUGCAGCUUUACGCGGCGGCGGCGGCGGGCUUGGCGCCGCGGCCAGCGUGGCCGCCGUUCCUGCCGUUUUUUGGCGUGCCGCCGCCGUUCUUGGCGCGGCCGAGGCUGCCGCACCCGUUGCCGGCGCGCGCGCCGCACGGACCGCCCAGCGAGGACAGCAAUGAGGAUGGCGGGAGCAGUAAAGGUGGCGUGGACGACGACGGCGACAGUGGCAAACGGCGGCGCUCGCGCACCAACUUCAACUCCUGGCAGCUGGAAGAGCUGGAGCGGGCCUUCUUAGCUUCACACUACCCUGACGUGUUCAUGAGAGAAGCCUUAGCUAUGAGGCUGGACCUUAAAGAGAGCAGAGUAGCCGUAUGGUUCCAAAACCGACGAGCAAAAUGGCGGAAGAAGGAACACACAAAAAAGGGCCCAGGACGGCCGGCCCACAACGCGCACCCGCAGUCGUGUUCCGGAGAACCCAUACCUCCACACGAGCUGAGGGCCCGCGAGAGGGCGAGAAGAAGAAAGAAGCUGGCCAAAGCGCUCGACCGCCAAGCUCGGAAGCUGCGCGCCAAGGGCAUCGCCGUCGACCUCGAGGCCCUCAAGGCCGAGUACCUGGCUCAGCACAGGAACAGUGGACUGUACUCCGACUCAGACGGAGAUGUGGAUGGGGAGGAAUGCAUGAUAGACGUGGUAGGAGGCGAUUCCUGCCAUGAUUCCGGUCCUGAAGACUUUUCUCUGUCCAGUAGACUUCGAGCGCCUUCAAACGGAGACGCUAUCAAUAAUUCAGACAGCUCCACUUCAGACGCACAUUCAGGAAGAAACUUCAGUCCUCUCCCGGACCCUCAACAGGCGUUCUUCAAGCAGUUCGGACCCUCAAGCUUCGAAAAAUUUGAUUUUGACUCAGGCCGUGCAGUAUCUUUAGACCUCAGCGGCGGGAGCACAUCGGAACAAGACCUGUCGAAGAACGGGGGCAGAAAGCACAAUCCGUUCAGUAUAGAAUCCCUGCUUAAUACGUGAAAGUGACUUUGAAUAGUGACUAUAGAGGCUCUUUUAGUGCCCAGGUGUGAAGAUCCUGUUUACUUGUGUGAAUAGCGUUUUUGACGUUGCCCAAUAAAUAAUAAUGUGCAUAUAGACAAGAUAUCCAUUUCAUGACGAGUAAGUUCUAAUUAUAAUGUAUUAUCUUAUAAAUAAUGUAACAAAGUAAUGACUGUUAUAUCGAACACACUUGAACUUUUGACUGUAUUUGAAGAGGUUUAUGUCACCCUUUAUUGUGCAUUUAGAGAUACAGAUAAGAGCAUAUAUAAAUUAAGCAGGUGAUAGAAUAAAUAUGCCACUACUUUAAGUGGCUUCUUUGGGACCCGGUGAUGUACACGCUGCUGCAAAAAUACAUACGUAUGGAUGAAUUCCAUUAAUAAUGUUGGUAUGUACUUUUACAGCUCUCUGGCACCUACAUUCAGAUAAAGUAAGGCAAGGUAUGAUCAAACAGAUCAAAUCCUAUGUAGAGUAUAGAACUUUUUGUGAUUGGUUAAGUUAGCUGCAGAGAAAGUUGCCACCCAUUGCCUAUAAACUUAUAUGCAGAGGGGUUCAAUCAUUUCUGCAGCUGACUGUACUCAACAGUUUAGUAAGAAUUACCACUCAUACUAUGUAUUUCUUACAGUUCACUUAACAGACCAUAGUCUCUAACACAGUACCAACUUUCUCGAUAAUAGUUUGUAAAGGUGAUCUUGGCUAAAAUGUGAAUAGUAUGCAAUUUGAUUAUUGAUAUUGUAAUAAAAUUUACUGAGGUCAGUUUUUCAUACUAGCGUUGCAGAUUCCUAAUGUGUGCUUGUAAAUGUCGAAUGAACACUGUCUUCUAUCACCUUCUUCAUUUGAGAAAUAGCUGGCGGUUAAUGCGCGUGUUUGAUACAGUAGAUAGGUUGUUCAUACCUGGACUCAGUAAAUUGAUGAAAAGUUUGCUUUAAUAUAUGAAUGAUUAUCAUUAGUUUUACUCUGCUUCAGUAAAGACUUAAUAGAGCAGGCAGAGAUGCAUUUAAUUACCAUUUUAUAGAGUAUACAUUGCUGUAAGGUUUUUAACAGGCGUUUUUAGAAACUUCUGUUAAAAUAUGAUUGCUUCGAGAACAUUACUUAGGUAGGUACUUAUUUCUUUUAUAUGCUUUAAAUCACAGUCAUUUUAGACCAUGUUUUUGAAAAUGUAAUAAAAAGUAAUAAAUUCAAAAACCAAAAUCCGACUACAAGAAUUUGAGUUUUAGGAAAAAACUCCUCGGAUUUGAAAAUUUUAGGUGAAUAUCUCCGUCGCGCUGGCUUCAACGGCUCCUAAAAUUAGUGUGAUAAGGACAACUGUAGCUUAGGCGUUAGGUGAAUAAUCUCCUGCGUUAAAAUCUCUGAAUGCUCCUGGUAGUGGAAAGAAAGGUGUUACGGAAGAUCCUGGGACCUAUCAAAAGAGAUGACGGCACCUGGAGGAUCCGUAAGAAUGCCGAAAUCGAGGAGUUAGUGGCCGAACCCAAUAUCAUCGGCGAAACGAAAUGCCACAGACUUCGCUGGUUCGGCCAUUUACUGAGGAUGGGUGAGGAUCGAGGUGUUAAGAAAGCUUAUUUGGGACAACCGACUGGUCGCCGUCCAGUGGGUCGGCCCAGAUACCACUGGAGCGACAGUGUACAGGCGGAUCUGUGCCAACUCAAAGCCGAUAACUGGCAGGAAGUGGCACAGGAUCGGGACAGCUGGCGUUCUCUCGUUUUGGAGGCCAAGACCCUCUUUGGAUCACUGCGCCACAAUAGUUAGUUAAAUCUCUGAAAUCGAGGUUUCGUUCUUGACAUUUUCCUCCUCCGAAACUUAACCAAUCGUAAUGAAACUUUGGGAACGGAAUGAAAAAAUUUUUAUGUGCGUAUGACCAUUUUGAUUUUAGCAUUUUUUUGCCGAUUUUGUAAGCUACGUGUCUGUUUGCGGUGCAUUUAUUUGGCCGUUUUAGCACUGUUUGAAGUACUUAACCUAGUCCUUAUAAAAACAAGAAUAUCGCAGAACGCACUCAU